Meleagris gallopavo (turkey) is the source of this 824-nucleotide messenger RNA. Lineage: Eukaryota; Metazoa; Chordata; Aves; Galliformes; Phasianidae. The record is from RefSeq and is a predicted model, not a curated record.
UCCUCCCUGGGCCCACCUUGGAAGCUAGAUCUGCAACUGCCCUUCAGUCAUGGUUGUUUCAAGAUUAAAGGCCAUUUCCCUGUCAUUGCCAAGCCUUUUUCUUCUUGCUUUUCAUCUCUCAGCAUCACAGAAUGUACCUGAAUACUCUGAAGCUGAACAUCAGCAGUGUGUCAGGAAAGAACACCCCACAAUUGCUUUUGAAGAUCUGAAGCCCUGGGUGUCCAAUUUCACCUAUCCAGGUGUGCAUGAUUUUUCUCAGCUCGCCCUGGAUGCCAACAGGAACCAGCUCAUUGUGGGAGCAAGCCGUAUGACCUCACCACAUCAUAUCUUCGCUUAGUUCAUCCUGCGGUUCAAAGCCUUGUGGAAAAUGUUUCCUAGAAGAAAAGAAGAUCCCGGGGCUCACCGGGAUUUUGGUUUCAGGAAUUGGACACAGCGUGACCAAAACUGUAAGAGGUAUUGAGGGCACGCUGUGUAGACAGGAAGCUGGAAUAACACGAGCCUCAGAUUUUUAAGCUUUAUCCUUAUCUAAGAGCCCUCCCCGAGUGAGUGGUGGUGUCUGAGCACUAACCAGAGGAGUCUGAUAACUCCACUGCACCAAGCACCUGCCAAGUCAAAAUCCCAGAAACAAAAGAAUUAGUUUCAAAAGCCCACCAUGGUUCCUAAGCAACGUAUUUACUUGUCACAUCAUUUGUAAAAUCCAAACACUUGCAAGUGAGGAUGUGAAUGGUUUAGAGCACUGUAAAUCUCACACUGCCUGUAUUAGGAGCCGCAUUUCACUAAGUAUAAAAACACACGUUUCAAAAAUUCAUAACCUUCAUUUUGAC